Messenger RNA from Cercopithifilaria johnstoni, 1187 nucleotides. The record is from the annotation of a GenBank genome assembly. NCBI's taxonomy places the organism in Eukaryota, Metazoa, Nematoda, Chromadorea, Rhabditida, Onchocercidae.
GUUUACGAAUUUUAGUUGGACGUCCACGAAGUGAAUCAAUGGGUAGUAAUGAGAAGAAAAAAGUUCCAUGGCCACCUGUAAAUAAACCAUUACGACGUGUUCAGAUUGAAUGUUGUCCGGUGGAAUCAGUUUAUGAUUUACGAGAUGAUAGCGAUUUAUGCGAUCUUUACGAUGAUGCAAGAGCAUUUCGUCGGCCACGCUCAAAUAGCUCUGAUUUUUUGAUUUUACGGAAGACAUCACGUCCGGUAUCAGUAGACGUUGUUGGCCUUUUAGAUAAUAAUUUAGACCCAUACAAGCAAUAUAUGAAAGUGGUAGAUUGUUAUGAAUUAGCGCCACAUGCUGGUCGAGUUAUUCUUGUGGAUAGCAAAGUGAAGUUACAAAAAGCUUUCAAAAUAUUGAUCGAAUGGGGUGUUGGUUCGGUUGUUGUGUGGUGUAGUAGACGGGAAGGUGUUAUCGCAGUACUUACACUUACCGAUUUUCUCAUUUCACUUUUAUCUCAAACAAGCAAAGAAUCAACAACCGUUGAAGAAGCCGUUCCCGUUAAUCAAUUGGUUUGGCUUAAUGGAUCAUGCAAAUUGCUAAAAGCAUGCCAUGAAUUUUGCUCUAAUCGUAUUCAUCGAAUAGUAAUCUAUCCGGAUCAAGCUGGCGAUGUUCUCUAUUUACUAACUAUUAAACGAAUUUUGCAAGCGGUUCAUAAACAGAAUCGUUCAUUGCAUUUUGCAUCCUGGCUUGAUUGGGAUAUCAAGAAAUCAAAAAUAGGAACAUGGAAAAAUUUGCAAACGGUUUCUGAGAAGGAUAAUUUGGAAAUGGUAGCGCGAAAAAUGCUCGAUUAUCGUAUCUCUAGCUUACCGAUAAUUGAUGAUGAGAAUCGUCCGGUAGAUGUAAUAUGCAAAACAGAUAUUGCUUACGCUCUUGCGGAUGCUAAAAGUUUCAAAGAGCAAUCUCAGAAAUUAACAACAAUAGAAGCAAUUAGAAAUCGGCAACCAAUGUUAUUCUUAUCAGAAACUGAUACUGUUAAUCAAAUUCUUGAUUUUGCACUUAGUCGGAAAGAUUGUCGAUGUGUAUUUGUCAUUAAUCCAAAAAAUGGACAAUUAACUGGUGCAAUAUCCCUUUCCGAUUUUAUCUCACAUAUUUUAUACACUGAUUUAUCAUCUCAAGCUCUCACUGCUAACACUGAACAUCCCUAA